UCAGCGAUAGACCUGGCAGCAGGCUCCUGAGGUCUCGAAAUGGCUUUUAUAGCUAACUGGAAGAGCUUCUUGCUACUUACUUUCCUGAUUAAGGAGAACAAUGGUGCCCUCCUGUUGUUGUCCGUGCCACUUUUGUUCCUGUGUAGUCCAUCUCUUCCUGCUGCCAGAUCAGCAGAAUGACUUUGUGCCCUUGCCUUACAGGCAUCCAUCAUGACGGGGAGUGUGCACAACCUGGGUCUAGAGGGCAGCAAGCUGCUCCUGGACUCUGUCAACCCAUCGGGACUGAGCCCAUUGAGGAAAGCAAACUCCAGCUGUGAUGAUGGACAGACCGAGGGUAGCAGCUCCCCUGCCAAGAAGAACGAGAGGAACCUGGACAUGAAGAAGAUCGAGAAGGAGAUGCAGGAAAUCAUGUCCCCUACCCCUCUCGAGUUUCACAAGAUGACACUCCACAAAGACCCGGAGAGCGAAGACUUUGGAUUCAGUGUGUCGGAUGGCCUGUUAGAAAAAGGUGUCUAUGUAAAUAUGGUCCGUCCGGAUGGGCCAGCAGAUCAGUGUGGCCUCAAGCCAUAUGACAGAGUGCUUCAGGUAAUAAAUGCAAAAUGCAGUUCUGGAGGCUGGGACGGAGUGAAUGAGUGGCUGAGAGGAAGAGAGAAGUGAGACCCACCCAUGGCAGCACUAACUUUAAUGAAAGGUAAUAGUUAGCCAACUAGGUGAGCACUUAGCCACCAAGCUAUCAAUGGGACCUGUGUUUUAUAAUGACAAAUCACUAGGUAGUACCCCCGGGUGGUACCCC
Molecule: messenger RNA, 793 nt
Organism: Pelecanus crispus (Dalmatian pelican)
Lineage: Eukaryota; Metazoa; Chordata; Aves; Pelecaniformes; Pelecanidae
Source: RefSeq, a predicted model, not a curated record